This is a messenger RNA of Gopherus flavomarginatus (Mexican gopher tortoise), 1415 nucleotides long. RefSeq names its product E3 ubiquitin-protein ligase TRIM7-like. Lineage: Eukaryota; Metazoa; Chordata; Testudines; Testudinidae. The coding region runs from base 12 to 1415 and encodes 467 amino acids. Gene Ontology annotation, molecular function: zinc ion binding; protein binding. The transcript is spliced from 6 exons. The record is from RefSeq and is a predicted model, not a curated record.
UCCCAGCAGCCAUGGCCUCGGGGACUCUUGAACAGGAAAUCCCAGAGGAGCCCAAAUGUCCCAUUUGCCUGGAGUAUUUCACAAAGCCGGUGAGCGUAGACUGCGGGCACAACUUCUGCCGGGGCUGCAUCACUCGGUACUGUGAAGAAUGGACAACAGGAGACUACGGGCCUUUGUGCUGCUCCGUCUGCAGAGCUCGGAUCCGGACAGGGAAUCUCCGGCCCAACCGGAACCUGGCGCACAUAAUAGAAAAACUCCAAGAAGAGAGUUUAAAAGCAGAUGAAGUGGGAAAAGAGAAUGUGUGUGAGAGACACAAGGAGAAACUCAACCUGUUCUGUGAGAAGGAUGAGGAAGCCCUGUGUGUGGUUUGCGAGAGAUCCCCAGAGCACAAGUCUCACCCGGUGCUUCUCCUUGAAGUGGCUGCCUGGAAAUAUAAGAAACAAACCCUGACCCAACUGAAGACUCUGAAGAAAGAGCGAGACGAGCUUCUGGGAUUUAAGGAGACCGAAGAGAGGAAAAUGAAGGAGUACCAGGACAAAAAAGAAGCUGAGAGGCAGAAGGUUGUGUCUGAAUUUGAACAGCUGCACCAGUUCCUGGAGGAACAAGAGCGACUCCUGCUGGCCCGGCUGGGAGAGCUGGAGCAGGAGAUUGUGAGGUGGCAAAAUGAGACUGUCACCAAACUUGACAAGGAGAUUUCCCGUCUCAGCGAGCUGAUCGGCGAGAUGGAGGGGAAGGGGCAGCAGCCAGCAAGGGAAUUCCUGCAGGACGCCAGAAGCACCUUGAGCAGGUGCAAAAAAGGGAAGUUCCAGGUGCCGGUGAGGAUCUCUCCUGUGCUGGAAAAAAGACUCAGCAUUUACUCUCAACAAACUCUUGCUCUAAAGGCGACUUUGAGGACCUUCAAAGCGACUGUGACUCUGGAUCCAGACACGGUUUAUCCAGGACUCGUCUUAUCUGAGGAUCGGAAAUGUGUGCGAUGUGGAGACACUCGGCAGGAACUGCCUGACAAUCCCGAGAGAUUUGAUCCUGUUCCCUGUGCGCUGGGAUGUAAGGGGUUCACCUCGGGGAGACAUUGCUGGGAUGUGGAGGUGGGAGGUGGGGAGCGCUGGGCCGUGGGGGUGGCUAGAGAAUCACUGAGGAGGAAGGGACUGAUCGACUUUAACCCUGAGGGGGGUAUCUGGGCUGUGGAGCGGUGUCUGGAUCAGUACCGGGCUCUCACCUCUCCUGAGGUCCCUCUCUCCUUGAGCCGGAACCUCAAGAGGAUCCGGGUUUCUCUGGACUACGAGGCAGGGCAGGUGGCAUUCUGCUAUGCAGAUAAUGAGGCCCCGAUCUUCACUUUCCCACCGGCUGCUUUUGCAGGGGACAGAAUCUGCCCUUGGCUCUGGGUCUGGAAAUCGCAACUCCAACUGUGUCCCUGA